UCCAUGGUGCGCGAGUAGUUAAGCUAAGCGAACGUGUUCAAACCUCGCUCGAAUAUUGUUUAUUAUUUAUUGCACAUUGUUGCAAUUUGUGUAAGUGAACAUAGUAAACAAGCAGGAAUUUACGGAACGUUGCUAGUGCCGUGUGAAGUUUAGUUUUAGUGAAGAAAAUAGUUCUCCGUUUCGUGCCGGUAUUCGAACAGCAAAAUGUGCGCGUUCGCGAGUUCUACAUCGCGAUGCAGCGUUGCCCCUACAUCCACGAGAUGAAGGAGCGACUGCUGGGCGCGCCGGUGGAAGGAGCUGACCCGCGGCCGUCGGACCCGCGAGAGGUGCCCGACCCACGAGACGGGCCGUAUCUACGAGACGGGCCAUACCCAAGAGAACCACUGCGCGACCUCGCGGAUUCGCAGGUCGGCACUAUCGUCAAACUGAAUUCCGACGGGUAUGGGUCGCAUACGUCGCCGGCGCGCGCGCCGCUCGUCACGGACGAGUGCGAUGCGCCGGCCGACGAGAUGGACGCCCUGAGUCCCACCGAUGCGGUGCUGAGGUACCGGGCUUGCUGCCAACCUGACACGACCCCUAAGAACGCCAAAACGUCGCUGUUCAUCAUAUCGAGUUUCAUCUACGCGAAGCUUUUAGUAGUGGUAUGCAUUGCUUACGUCAUCAGCGACGUCAUCACACACAACCUGCCCCUGUACUACUACGAAGGCUUCUUCACCUACCUGUAUGGCAUGAGCAUAUUGUUUUUGUUGUACGUCUUCUGCUUCCUGCUUCAAGAAAGUGCAUGCUGCAGCGGUAGUCCACCAAAACCCAAGCCACCGCCGAAAGAGAAGAAACCCAAGAAGGAAAAGGAAAAGAAAACCAAAGACAAAGAAGGGAAAGAAGCUAAAGAUGCAAAGGAAGGAAAGGAUGGCAAGAAAGACGCGAAAAAAGAUGGCAAGAAAAAAGAUAAGGAAAAGGAAAAAGACGCUGGCAAAGAAAAACCUACCAAAGAAUCGAAGAAGCAGAGCCAGUUCCAGGAGGUGUAUCCCCGUAAGAUGCGUGAUAAAGUUCGUCAACAGCAAUUGCAAAUACAAAUGGCGCAAUUAUAUGCGACCGAACAGCAACAAGACAUCGUGGAGUUGGAGGCUGGACCAGUUGCUAGACCAAUCCGAAGACGGAAGACUUCGCAAAAUGACCACAGCCAUGGAAGUUUCUUCCUUAGAAUUGGAGCUAUCGCUUUCGGCCUGGGUACUAUGAUUUAUAACGGUUUGGAGUUCGGAACAUUCUUCGAGCUACCACAGGUGUCUCCCUGCUAUCUUAUUUUGAAAGGCAUCAAUCCUGUCUUGCAGAUGGUCUUUACUUUCAUGCAAAUGUAUUUCAUUUUCAUGAAUUCUCGACUGAACAUCCACCGUUUCAAAGUGAUUGCUCGGUUCGGUCUGAUGCACGUCGUUGCUACUAACAUCUGUGUUUGGAUUAGAACAUUGGUUCUUGAAUCCCUGAAGGAGAUCACAGACUACCACGUGAAAAAUCCUCUGGGUGUCCCAGGCGAAGGUGUUCUCGGGAAAGUCAUCCGCAAGCAUACUCUCAGGCACUCUGGUAAAGUUUACGGUAUCACUACAGCAGCGACUACGGCUGCUUCCACAGUAAUGAAUACCGUGAAAUCUGCUGGUGAGCAAAUCCUGAACGUUGUAACAUCCACAACUGCUGAGCCUACCACUACGUCAACAAUGUCCACCACAACGACUACUCCUUCACCGUACUUUAAUAUGGGUGGUGGGUUCGGUACUAAAUCGAAAAUAAUCGACACUAUAAAAAGUACUAUCGGUUACAACAAUGGGAUGGGAUUCCCUCGCGAAUCCAAAGAUGCGUGGCCAAACGAUAAUCCUUUCACUACUACCUCCACUGUAGCCACACCAUUAACAACUGAGGGUGAUAAAGUGUCUCAAAAUCCGACAGCCAUGCUGGAGGUUUUCCAGUGGCUUUCUUCUACUUUCAAACCGAUUGUAAGCACCAUGUCAACACCCUCUACUGGAUCCUACGUAACUGAUAAUGAUGAAUGGGCCAAUAGUGUCGAAACGUAUCGCGUAGAUGAACCACCACACGUGCCAGCUAACAACUCGACCGAGAUUUUUGAAUCUUUUGAUAAUCUGAACCCAGCUGCAUUGAUUGCCAACAUUGAUAAUACCACCGUAUGCGGGAGAGACCCAAUUAUGGGCACUAUAGUAUCUGACUCGGCUCCUUAUCUCUACCCCUUCAUCAUCGAGUAUUCUCUCAUCGGAGCCGCCGUGAUCUACGUCAUGUGGAAGCAUAUUGGUCGCUAUCCCAGUGUGGCCAACGAUGAAGAUCUGGAAAGACGUCUGGAGGCUGUUCUCUCCCGCAGGGCGGCAGCACUAGCGGCGGCUCAGCGCGGCAAUCGGGUGGACUGCGCUGGCGCAUCCAAAGGCCUCUUCUGUGGACUCUUGCUUCUGGUCGCCUCGUUGAUCUGCUUGAUCCUCUUCUUCGUCCUUAUCAGACACCAAGAUUUGAAACGCCUCUCGAUUUACUUGGCAGAUGUAUCGCACUGUGCUCUGAUGAUUCUAUCAAUAUUGGCGAUUCUGAUUGGAUUUAUACGUGGUCGUGUAUUGAAAUGGAGCUCUAGUCCCCCCUCCUGUACCGAGCCUCUUCGCAGGGUGCAAUCUCUGAAGUUCCGUUCGGAGGAGCAGUCGGAUCUGAAUGACAUUCUGCUACGCGUGUCGGCCUUCGGACUCUUCGUGUAUGCUGUCUUUAGCGUGAUCGCUGGUGGAAUGGGCGCCUUCACUCAUGAACCGAACCUGCUCGUUAUGAUCACUGGAUGUCUGAGCGUGCUUCAGGUGGUCCUUCAACUGCUGUUCAUCGCUGACGUAUCCCGGCGUCGUGUCCACCUCCCGGAGCAAGAGCGCAGCAAGCCCGCUCGCCAGGCCGUUACCUUCCUCCUCAUCUGCAAUGUUACCAUGUGGCUCAUCUACACCUUCGAGGCACAAAAAGUUCUCGCUAACCCUGUGCAACUGGACUUCUACGGCUUCGUCGCCUGGUCUCUCGUUCAGCGCUUCACUCUGCCACUUUGCAUUUUCCAUCGCUUCCACUCAGCUGUGACCCUAGCUGAAAUAUGGAAGACCAGCUACAAAGCGCGUCUGGAGUGAGCGCAUACAGGAUGUUUUGGAUAACAAUCCAACCGUCAACUCUGACUUCGUCCUACGUUGACCAUUGAGGAUAUGCUACCGAUUUCGUCCUAAUCCGGGGCAGCAAUAUUGUAGUUAGAAAGGUAAAAUUUGUUGCUAGUUCCAAAAACAUCUUGCUGUUUCAUAAAGUGUUUAGAAUAGGAUCGUGUGACGAAUUUAGAGCGAUAACUGUCUAUUUAGGAUGAGUAAGCUAUCCCGGUCAAAUAUAGCUGUAACGUAUUGUUCCCGGAUAGACCCUGCAAAUCAUUAUGUUGGUUAUGAUUUUCUCAAGUUGAUUCACUAUCUUUUCCUAUCACAUUCCAUAAUACUUUACUUACUUUUUACAGUUUCGUAUAAUCUAGGUUUCUUGGAAGACUGACUGUGGAGACUAACGUGACCAAACAAACAUAUUUUUCAACUCAUUUUCUUUAUAGAUACGUAAACAUCAUUGCUCAUGUUUCGGAUUUCUAUACUUUGUGAAUAUUUUGAUUGAGAGAAUUUUAUGGCAAUUUGACCUAACGAAAAAAGAUAAUAGAAGUAAUCCCCAGUUGUGAAGAGUUCCCUCCUUUGUUAGGAAUAAUUUGUGUGCCAUGGUUUUAGAGUUAAGGCUUAAUUCGACAAUAUUUUACAUUUCUUUUAUCAAUUCGAAUUUUAAGUAAAAAUUGUUCGCUCCUUGUUAAAGAUGAGUGUAAAUCGUGAAAAAUAUUUAUUAACGAAGGGAUAUUUAAAAUUGACAGAGGUUGGAAGGACUUGCAUAAUUUGUUUUAUGGAUUGAUAAAAUUAUAAUUAUUAUCUCAUGCAUGAUAAUGAAGGUACGACCUUUUGCGACCUUUUUAAAUCGUAACAUAUUUUAGAGAUAAAAAUAAAGUUAAAUAAUAUUUAAAGUUUCAGAAGAUUUAUUAGCCAACAUUUUGAGAUAAGCUGUAGAAUUAUAUUGGAAUAUUAAUAUUAUGCUAAUCGUAAGAUCGUAGAUAAAGUGUCGAAAAUACCUACAUCUAAUUACAUAAAUGUACUUAACGUUAGAAGGAUACAAACAAGAGUAGCGAUGCUUGGGCAGCGAUGCAGAAAUUGCUUGAUGUGAAGGAUUAUUAAUAUUUGAGUUUAAGACAUUUCAUUGCAAGGGGCCAUAAAAAUCGAAGUUUUGUAUCAACCGUUGCACAUUUUUAUAGCUCUUUUAGCUAUUUGUGAAUGCAAAAUAGAUAGAUUGCGCAUUAAUUACUUAAAUGUGCACAAUUUAGUGACUAAAAUUUACGUAAUUUUCUAUGCCAGCUGACGUUGCUCUUCUCAAGCUUUGCUUGAUUUUGUCACUUAAUAACACAGUGAAUGUUGAAUUUUCAAUUACGUUUUUGCCUUGGAAAGUUUUUGAAUGUAUUUUCCUAACAUCUUUUGUGCAAUCUAUUUUUAUAAGAGAACUUAUUCUACUUAGAAUGGAUGUCACUUAGCAAUACAACCGGGAUAUGUGGCGUGAUAUUAUCAUUUUGAUGUUGAAGAUUUUUUGUAUAAAAUAGUGAGUACUCAAUUAUUUAUAGCAUAUUUAUUAAUUUGUAAAUUAACUUUUAAGAUACAUUCUUAACUUAUUGCUCUAGGGUUUGAGAGUAUGCUUAUAAUGUGAGAUUUUGAGUGAAUGAUAGGUAGUUAGUUUUUGACUGGUUUAUAAUUUUAACGUUAAAUAAAAUAGUGAUUUACGAAUACCGAACAGUAAGUUCUAUUUGCAAGUAAAUUGCUAGCUGCUAACAUCUAAUCUGAUAAGUAAAAAACAACCAGCGUGUUUGACAUUAUUUAUCACUGCCCGUAUUUUUAACUACAGUAAUUAUUAUAACUAGUAAGUCCUUUGAUAAAACUAUACUAUUUCUAACUUGUUCAAUUUUGUAGGUGAUAUUUACUGUGUACCUUAAAUGUUUGGAACAAAAUGUACCGAUGUUUGUAACAUUAGGUUAAAAAUUAUCAUCAUUAUUGUGGAUACUCAAUCAGUGUUAAAAUAAUAGAG
Ostrinia furnacalis (Asian corn borer) is the source of this 5142-nucleotide messenger RNA. Its product is annotated as proton channel OtopLc. The transcript is spliced from 16 exons. Gene Ontology annotation, cellular component: membrane. NCBI's taxonomy places the organism in Eukaryota, Metazoa, Arthropoda, Insecta, Lepidoptera, Crambidae. Bases 234 to 3137 code for a protein of 967 amino acids. The record is from RefSeq and is a predicted model, not a curated record. Gene Ontology annotation, molecular function: proton channel activity. Gene Ontology annotation, biological process: proton transmembrane transport.